GCUGCUGUGCUGUGCUCGAGAGCAGCUCGCUCCCUUUCUCUCUCCGCGUGAAACAAAGUCUAGUGUCCGCGAGAGCCGAAGGAAGCGAAAAGAGAGAAAGCAGAGAAACGAGAGAAUGGGGCGGUUGAAUCCACAACAACAGGAGGACUAAACCCCAAAGAAAAGAGAGAAAACAAACCAAAAACAACAAGGAAAAGACGGGAAAACUCACAGGAAAACUUUGGGGGAAACUACUGAGACUCGCCCGACCACACUUUUAAACAUGGAUACACAUUUCUCCUUUUUUCUGGGACUCUGGCUCCUGCUGUCGACGGCUGGCAACGUCUCCGGUCAGAUAAUACCGACAGCUCACAUGGGGCGCGCUGAGAAGGGGAGUUGUACGUUUGACGAGGGCUUCUCUCAGUGCGAUUACCAACAGGACCCCUAUGAUGACUUUGACUGGACUCACAUCAGCACCCAGGAAGUGCCCUAUGUCUCCCCAGACCUGCCACAAGGGUCCUACAUGUAUGUGGACGUCUCUCAGUAUGACGUUGGGGAGAAGGCCAGGUUUCAGCUCCCAGUCAUGAAGGAAAACGACACGCAUUGUAUCGACUUCAACUAUCUUCUCACCAGCCCCGAUGGCUCCAGCCCUGGGACAUUGAAUGUUCUGGUGAAGGUUAACAAGGGCCCCUUGGCCAACCCUAUAUGGAAUGUGACAACCUACACAGGUAAAGACUGGCUGAGAGCUGAACUUGCUGUCUCCACCUUCUGGCCCAAUGAAUACCAGGUCAUAUUCGAGGCAGAGGUAUCGGACAGCAAAGCCGGCUUCAUCGCCAUAGACGACAUUCAGGUGCUCAGCUACCCAUGCGAUAAAUCCCCUCAUUUCCUGCGACUGGGGGAUGUGGAGGUGAACGCUGGACAGAACGCCACGUUUCAGUGUAUCGCCACCGGACGGGACACGUCAAACAAUAAACUCUGGCUACAGAGGAGAAAUGGUGAGGACAUUCCUGUGGCUCAGACUAAGAACAUCAACCACAGACGAUUUGCCGCCUCCUUCCGCCUCAAAGAGGUCACCAGCCAGGACCAAGACCUGUACCGCUGUGUCACCCAAUCAGAGCGCGGCUCCGGGGUGUCCAACUUUGCUGGCCUGAUUGUCAGAGAGCCUCCUCGCCCCAUUGCCCCACCCCAGCUCCUUGGCGUUGGCCCGACAUAUCUGCUGAUUCAGCUCAAUGCUAACUCCAUAUUUGGAGAUGGGCCCAUUAUACUGAAAGAGGUUGAGUACCGUAUGACAUCAGGCAGCUGGACAGAGACUCAUGCUGUCAACUCUCCCAACUACAAGUUAUGGCAUCUGGACCCAGACACAGAAUAUGAGAUCAGAGUCUUACUAACCAGACCAGGAGAAGGAGGGACAGGCAUGCCUGGACCACCACUUAUCACCCGCACCAAAUGUGCAGAACCCAUGCGGACCCCAAAGAGGCUGAAGAUUGCUGAGACCAGGUCUCGUCUGAUAGCAGUGGACUGGGAGUCACUGGGUUACAACAUAACUCGAUGUCACACCUUUAACGUCACCAUUUGUUACCACUAUAUGACUGCCAGCAACCACAGCAAGGCUGACUGCUUGGACAUGGACCCUAAAGCACCCCGCCAUCUGGUGGGCAACCUACCACCUUACACCAACGUCAGCCUGAAGAUGAUUCUGACCAACCCAGAAGGGCGGAAAGAGAGUGACGAGACUGUCAUCCAGACUGAUGAGGAUGUUCCAGGCCCAGUUCCUAGCCAGUCAGUGAGAGCCACUCCAUUUGAAGACAGAAUCUUUCUGUACUGGAAGGAACCAGCUGAACCCAAUGGAGUUAUCAUACAAUAUGAGAUCAGCUACAGCGGUGUGCGUUCAUUUGACCCCUCGGUGCCUCUCCAACGGCCGGGACUCACAGUGUCCCUGCCCUCUAAUGCCACCCAUCACCUGUUCUCCCAGCUCCACCCGGGCGUCACAUACCAGCUCUCAAUACGUGCAUCCACCUCCAAAGGGUUUGGACCUGCAACCAUGCUCAAUGUGACAACUAAUAUUUCAGCCCCUACAUUAGAGGAAUAUGACGGAUCAGAGGCCUUCCUGAAUGAAACUGCGACAACCAUCACUGUCCUUCUCAAGCCUGCUCAGGCUAAAGGAGCACCCAUAAGUGCGUACCAGAUUGUGGUGGAAGAAGUGAAUCCUCAGCGUUCUCGUCGCCAAGCCUCCUCUGACUGCUACCAGGUCCCUGUUUCCUACCACACUGCAUCAAGUGGUGGAUCUCCGUAUUACUAUGCUGCCCAGCUGUCCCCCAGCAACCUGCCAGAGCCCCUCCCAUUCACUGUGGGUGACAACAGGACUUAUCAGGGUUUUUGGAAUCCUCCACUGGCUCCACGAAAGAACUACAACAUCUACCUUCAAGCUGUUAGCAGUACGGAGAGGGAGACAAAGACACAGUGUCUGAGGCUGGCUACUAAAGGUGCCACGGAGGAGCCAGAGGUGAUCCCUGACCCUGCUAAACAAACAGAUCGGGUGGUGAAGAUCGCCGGGAUCAGUGCUGGAGUUCUCGUCUUUAUACUGCUGGUGCUGGUAGCCAUCCUGUUGGUCAAGAAGAGGAGGACCUACUAUUCAUACUCUUAUUACCUGAAACUGGCAAAGAAGCGGAAGGAUGCCAUUGGAACGACACGGCAGGAAAUGACACACAUGGUGAACGCCAUGGAUCGUAGCUAUGCCGACCAGAGCACUCUGCAUGGAGACGACCCCAUGGCUGUGACCUUUAUGGACUCUCACAACUACAACAACAGAUUGCCCAACGAUCCCCUGGUGCCCACCGCUGUGCUAGUUCCAAUAACUGAUGAGAAUCACAGUGGUUCUGCAGCAGAGAACAGCCGGUUGUUGGAUGUCCCUCGGUAUCACUGUGAAGGAACUGAGUCUCCCUAUCAGACAGGACAACUCCACCCUGCUAUCAGAGUGGCUGACCUCCUACAGCACAUCAACUUAAUGAAAACAUCUGACAGCUAUGGCUUCAAGGAGGAAUAUGAAAGUUUCUUCGAGGGCCAGUCAGCCUCCUGGGAUGUGGCUAAGAAGGAGCAGAACCGCACCAAGAACCGCUAUGGGAACAUCAUAGCAUAUGACCAUUCGAGGGUUAUUCUCCAGCCCAUAGAAGAUGACCCCUCCUCUGACUACAUCAACGCCAACUACAUCGAUGUAAGUGGAAACGCAUCGAACGCUACUAUUGGCUCCCAACGAAACCAACGAAACCACACCCCCUCGCUCAUUUGGCUGUACAGGGAUGGCUACCAGAGACCAAGUCACUACAUUGCUACUCAGGGUCCAGUUCAUGAGACAGUGUAUGACUUCUGGAGGAUGGUAUGGCAGGAACAGUCAGCCUGCAUCGUCAUGGUCACCAAUCUGGUGGAGGUUGGGAGGGUGAAGUGCUACAAGUAUUGGCCAGAUGAUGCAGAGGUGUAUGGGGACUUCAAGGUGACCUUUGUGGAGGUGGAACCUCUGGCUGAAUACGUUGUUCGGACGUUUACUUUGGAGAGGCGUGGUUUCAACGAGUUGCGGGAGGUCAAGCAGUUCCACUUCACUGGCUGGCCUGACCACGGAGUUCCGUAUCACGCCACAGGACUACUUUCCUUCAUCCGCAGAGUCAAAAUCUCCAAUCCACCCUCUGCUGGGCCUAUUGUGGUCCACUGCAGUGCUGGCGCAGGGCGUACGGGCUGUUUCAUAGUAAUUGACAUCAUGCUGGACAUGGCCGAGAGAGAAGGAGUGGUGGAUAUCUAUAACUGUGUGAAGGCCCUACGCUCCAGGAGGAUCAACAUGGUACAGACUGAGGAACAAUAUAUAUUCAUCCAUGAUGCCAUAUUAGAGGCCUGUCUGUGUGGAGAAACAGCCAUACCAGUGUGUGAGUUUAAAGCUGCGUUCUAUGAGCUGAUCCGCAUCGACUCCCAGACCAACUCCUCGCAUCUGAAGGAUGAGUUCCAGACAUUAAACUCGGUGACUCCCCAGCCUCAGCCAGAAGACUGCAGCAUCGCAUUGUUGCCUAGAAACCAGGAGAAGAAUCGCUUUAUGGAUGGCCUUCCUCCUGAUAGAUGCCUGCCUUUCCUCAUUACGAUAGAUGGAGAGAGCAGCAACUACAUCAAUGCUGCUCUGAUGGAUAGCUACAGACAACCAGCUGCAUUCAUCGUUACCCAGCAUCCUUUGCCUAACACCGUCAAAGACUUCUGGCGUCUGGUUUACGACUACGGUUGUACCAGUCUGGUGAUGCUGAAUGAAAUUGAUCUGGCUCAGGGUUGUCCCCAAUACUGGCCAGAGGAGGGCAUGCUGCGUUAUGGACCAGUCCAGGUGGAGUGUAUGUCCUGCUCCAUGGAUUGUGAUGUUAUCAGUAGGCUCUUCAGAGUCUGCAACCUCACCAGGCCCCAGGAAGGCUACUUGAUGGUUCGCCAGUUCCAGUAUCUGGGGUGGGCGGGGCAUAGAGAAAUCCCCGCCUCCAAACGCUCCUUCCUCAAACUGAUCCUGCAAGUUGACCAGUGGCAACGUGAGGGAGAGGAGGGAGAGGGUAGAACCAUAGUGCACUGCCUGAAUGGUGGUGGGCGGAGCGGAGUAUUCUGUGCCAGCAGCAUCGUGUGUGAGAUGGCAAAGAGACAGAGUGUGGUCGACGUCUUCCACGCUGUCAAGAGCUUGAGAAACAGCAAACCUAAUAUGGUGGAUACUCCGGAGCAGUAUCGGUUCUGCUACGACCUCGCACUGGAGUUCAUUGAGUCCUCCUAAAAACAAAGGAGAGAGAAGGAGGCGGAGGAGAGGAGAAGAGCAGGAGAGCGACUUUUCUCCUCCCGUGUGUUUAAUCCUUUGCUUUCGCUUGAUGUCCCAACUCCCUUCUGCGGUGGCCGUUCUGUAGCAUCCAUUUUGCGUCCCUACUAGUGAUAUAGCAUUUUGAUCAGUUCAGCUGGGGAUGGCAAAUAGCACAAGUGAAAUCAGCUCGUUGUUCAGUGUGUUAGUAUCCAGCAAAGGGAAAUGUUUUGCCUCUCAGACUUCUAAACAGAAGGAUGAUGGAGAGGAGAGGAGCGCAGUGGGAGCUGUCAACUCCUUUAUGCCUAUUGUACAGGUUUUUUUUUUUUUUUUUAUUAUUUUUUUUUUUAGUGCCAGUGGGCCCCUGCGUGUUUUGGGCACCAUUCAGAUGUUUAGCAUCUCCCAUGGACUCUAAGCCUCGUGCUGUUACAGCUGCCAUACUCAAUAUGCACUGUAGAUGUCUCCCUUCCUCCUGCAAGCUACAAAUGCAGCCAAUGAUUAAGAGUGUGGAAAUCAUAUAUCACAGUUUUCCACGACAGACGUGUUAGCCCUGUGUUCCUGCGCAGGAGAGUUUCUGAAUAACUCUACUCAUCAUGGUGGUGGAUAAGGUGGGGUGUCAUUUCAAUUGUAUUGAUCCUGACUCUGCUUAUCGAACACAGUUUUUAGCAAUUGUCAGUUCUGAUUCCAAAUUUUUUUGAGGGAAAAAAAGAACAAAUAUUUCAAGAGCAAAAAUUAAGCUACCUUUAUUCUUGGUACAUUCAGGCUAUCAUCAGUAAACUUUCAACUGUGUUCUUGGUAUUUUGGAUUCAGUUCUAAUUAUGAUGUAUUCAGUUCUCAACCCUGGUGUUAGAGGACACUUAUAUUAGUAUUUGCAUUAGUAUUUGCAGCCAGUAGUUUUGCAGAAGGGGCAGGAACAAGGGGCUCAUAACACAACCUAGCCAAACUCUAUGAAUGGUUCUGUUUUCUACUCCAUGCACCAGCAGUAUCAUCUUCACCUUAUAUUUCUGGUCAGUUCAGUGGUCAUAUCAUAAUCAAAAUAGUCAAAACCUAUCACAAUUAUGUAUUUGAGUAUUUUAAAGCCAGUUUCAGACACUAUUCUACAUUCAUUUUAAUGGGAGGGGGGCAUAACCAAUUUCUGGGAGAUUGUCCGAUAACAAUAAAACAGGAAAAUGGGUUAAAAAAAAAUAACUUCAAUCAACAUACAUUUGCAUUCAAGGUAAUAUUGUGUCUUAAACAACACUGACAAUGGAACAACGGACAAAGCUUAUUUUAGGGUUAUCCGGCUUUCAGAGGCAAGAAGGUUUUUUUUAACACAUGAAGUGGAGAAUUUAAAAAUGUUGUGUAGGAUUUUCACUAGAAUGUGUUCAGUAAAAUAUAAUGUAAUAUCAACCAUCAGUGCUAUGUUCUGCACCCCCUAUUAGCUGUUUUCUGUCAGCAGCAUUUAUUAUUUUUUUUUCUGUUCUCUACUGCUUUUGAAGCAUCAAAUGCUGAUUUACUGAAUAGAAACUCUGACAGCAAAAGGUACUCCAAAUUGUAAAACUGCUGUUUAACGCAAUAGCUUUUGUAUCCAGUGCAACCAUUUGACAUUACCUUAAUCAUGUUUGUUCCAGGGCUGGGCCCAGUGCACUUUCAAUUCAACCAACUGAAAAUUCAAAUAUUGGCAAAUUUUGGGUAUGAGGAGGUUGGCCUAUCCACCCAAGGAAAUGGCUGAGAAUAAUUGCUCUUUCAUUAGCAAGCUUUUGCAGUUUUCAUUUAUUUCUUGAAUGGAAUUGGAAAUGACCCAAAUGCCACAAUUGUUUUGUGCACUGAUGGCCGACACAUUUUUUUUUUCUUUUUCUUCUUUUUUAAGUUUGUAGCUGAUGUUUAUUCAUAAGCCAAAGACUUUGUGUAAAUAUGUCUAUAUGGAUAAAGCACAUUGUUUGUAUUUAUUGUUUGUUUACUUGCAUUGCUUAUAAGAACAAUCAUCCUUCAUUCCAUGUUUACUCUACCACCAGCGUUUCUUAAACUCUGGCUCGGGACGCAAAAUGGGUCACAAGCCUGUUUCCAGUGGGUCCCUAAAAGAUGAGAGUAUUAGUGUGUUUCAAUGAGCCUGGGUCCCAGGGUAAGAGACUACAUCUACUCAGUUUGGGUCCAGGCAGAAAAAAGUUUAAGAAUCCCUGAUUGAAGCUGUAUAUUAAAGCAUUAGAUGUAGUUUUGAAUAUUUAGGUGGAAUUCAAUAGUAGUAUCUUGUUUUCACUUAUGAAUCUAUGUGAUGUUACCGUGGUUUAUUUGUGUAAAAGCCCAUUGCUCUGCUUGUGGACAGUAGAACGUCUCUUAGCCUCAGAAAGGCAACCUCAGUGCAUUUACAUGCACCGAGUAUUUUGGAUAAUAGCUGAUAUCCCUCUCAACGUUUUAGCUGGGAUAAGCUGUUUAUCUGCCUCCUCGUAUCCCGCUCACCAUUACCGCUGAACACACACACACACACACUGACUAGUGAUGCAAACAGGCUUAGUGAGCGAAAUAUACAGGAGUAUGAAAUGAAAACAUUUAUUGUGCCUAAUCAUUUGAAUUACCUUGUUGAUACAAAUAUUUGACAGCAUUUUAACCACAUUGUAGAUUGCACACAGGGCUUUGUUGAAUGCGUUCUCAUGGACGAUCAAUGUUUUGAAUAUGUUUUGGACCCAUGCUUCAAUAUGUUUCGUUUAUCAGAAUUCGUCAUGAACUCCUAGUGAGGCUUUACAGCAUUACUGAACACCACAAGUGUUUCUGUGGUGCACAGACUGGUGAUAAAAAGUUUUAUUGUAAAUAAAAUGCCAGAGGUUCUACUUUAGUUGGAACACUAGUUGGUCUACUGUUAAAGGUGGUGCUGUAAAUAGACUAGCAAACAGACGAUCACCAGUACACUAAAAGGCUCUGUUGCUGGAGGAACAGUAGAGAUUUCACUGAUAGAUGCAACUUCUGUUGUAGAUAAAUCAGAAAUUGCACAUCAAGUGGACUGCACCUCCAGAGCUGAUAUUGCUAACGAUGAUGAACAUCAGGUGUUUUGACUGCAGACUGAACCUCAGACGGGUCUUAAUCUGCAGGUGGAGCCUCAGAACUGCCACAGUUUCUCUGCUUGCUCUGCAGAUUUCUGGUCCAACCCAGAGAAUAAACAGCUAAGUCUGAGGUAGUUUGCAAAUCAAAAAAAAAAAAAAAAAAAAAGAUGUGGAUAUAUUAGUGGGUUAUUUAAAAUAAAAAGCUCA
Molecule: messenger RNA, 7995 nt
Organism: Myripristis murdjan (pinecone soldierfish)
Lineage: Eukaryota; Metazoa; Chordata; Actinopteri; Holocentriformes; Holocentridae
Gene: ptprk
Product: protein tyrosine phosphatase receptor type K
Exons: 41
Coding region: 263-4756 (1497 amino acids)
Biological process (GO): protein dephosphorylation
Cellular component (GO): membrane
Molecular function (GO): protein tyrosine phosphatase activity; protein binding
Source: RefSeq, a predicted model, not a curated record